Neoarius graeffei (lesser salmon catfish) is the source of this 1634-nucleotide messenger RNA. RefSeq lists its product as uncharacterized. NCBI's taxonomy places the organism in Eukaryota, Metazoa, Chordata, Actinopteri, Siluriformes, Ariidae. The transcript is spliced from 5 exons. The coding region runs from base 108 to 1634 and encodes 508 amino acids. The record is from RefSeq and is a predicted model, not a curated record.
GGUAAACGAUCCCGAGUUCGGGUUACUGUUGGUCUCUCCGUGUCCAGGUGGUUUUCUCCAGGUUCUCCAGUUUCCUCCACACUCUCAUUUUAGAUUUUCUUUGACUUAUGAGAAGUACAUGCCCUCGAGCCAUGAGCCACCCAAGUGAUGGCAUUCCCUGUGAUCAGAGCUGUACCUCCAUGUUAUGGUCCUUCUCUAUACGUCAAGGACUUCAUUUUCACGUUUCUGACCAGGCGAGAGGCUCGAGUCCCAAAGUGCCGAGGAAAUAUGACUUCAGAUUGCUGACUCCUUCCAUUGUAGGCACUUUUCACCGAAGAGGCCUUGCGAGAUCAGGAAUGCCGUCAUCGUUUACUCAGACGAACGGGUUGCUCAUGGCAUGUGGAACGAGGUGUGGUCUAUCCCUGAGACCUGAGCGCUGUAGCAAUAAAGCUGAAAACGAGAAAUCCAAAGAGAGCGAGAGAGGAGUGAGGACUGCUAACAGAAUGACAGAGGAACACAGGAAGACUGGAGAGGAGAAAAUGAGAGCACAGAGGACAAGGACGAGAGUGGUGGUGAUGUCAGAUACUCCACCCUUCACUGCUCCGGAACACACCCGAGCAGGACGGCGUGACGCUACUCCGCUCACACCAGGUUACAGGAUGGUGUGGAGGACCAGUGGACAUGGACACCAUGACGCUCUGGAUCGCACCUCGACUGGGAAUCCUGUCCUUCACUUCUAUCUGCCCGACUACCACGCUGGCACGAGGAAAGAAGUGGAUGAGGUGCUGGACAUCGAGGCACACAGAGAGGACACUGAUGCGGAUCGAAAAAUUGACAAGAUUCAAAUUCAAGAGCAGCUCAACAUGUGCAAUGAUGGAAAUCGAAGUUGUGACGUUGCUGGAGGAACCAGACCACCUGAUGGCAUGGAAGACGUCAUUCCAGUGGAUGCAGGAAGUGAGCAAAAGCAUAAGAUGGAAGAAGAUGGUGAAAUACAACAAGGCAGCCAGACUGAGCUUACUGAAAAAGAAGAGAACGAGCAACAUGGUGUAAGAGAGAAUAGUUGUGGAGUGACUCAGGAACCGAGUGAGGAACAUAGCACCAUAGAGGAAGAGAAACGUUCUGGAAAGUCAGAUGAUAUGCCUCAAGCCAUAGCAGAAGCACAUCAGCAUGUUUAUGAAUUUACGAAGCUAAAAUCUGGAGCCGCCCACGUCAGAAUCUCAGAAACAAAGAGCACGAGGAGGCUGACUCUUCCAGCGCCAGCUUUAUCGUUCCCCGGAACACUCGCACACACACACUCUUCGCCCUUGCCACGUGUGGUGCCAUCAUUCUAUGGCUCUUCGUUUGGCCGUCGCAUCAGGACGCUUCCUGUACACCAAACACGGCCCACUGGAGUCGGCUAUGACAAAAGAGCUAUAAAACCUGCGACCGAAAGACCCCCGAGUCUGGAUAGGAAAGGAAGUCGGCAUGUCCUGAAAACGGAACCAAGAGCAAUAAUCGGUCCCAAAAUAAUGAGCUCUGAGUGGUGGGGGUGGGGGUCUCUGCCUCGUAAAAUGAAGACCAUCAAGACAUUCAUGUGGGGGCCUCAGGGACCUCAGGAGACCAAGAGUGUGUGUGAGCUACACACUCGAACCAACAGGUGGAGGGGUUUGGACUGA